This is a messenger RNA of Chaetomium strumarium, 2691 nucleotides long. RefSeq names its product glycoside hydrolase family 3 protein. The record is from RefSeq and is a predicted model, not a curated record. The transcript is spliced from 4 exons. Gene Ontology annotation, biological process: glucan catabolic process. The coding region runs from base 1 to 2691 and encodes 896 amino acids. Lineage: Eukaryota; Fungi; Ascomycota; Sordariomycetes; Sordariales; Chaetomiaceae. Gene Ontology annotation, molecular function: beta-glucosidase activity.
AUGGCAGUCUCAACAACCCUCCUCGCCAUCCUGCUACUGCCCAUCCUCCUCACCACCACGACACAUGCAGCCGACACGCCGUUCCUGGGCUUCCCUUCCCCCUGGACUUCCCCCAGCAACAAUUCUGACUCGUCCUGGGCAGCCGCCUACGCGCAGGCAGUGGCGUUCGUCGCCAACCUCACGCUCACGGAAAAGGUCAACCUCACGACGGGCACGGGGUGGCAGGCGGAUCGAUGCGUCGGCAACACGGGCGGCGUGCCCCGGCUCGGGUUCCGGGGGAUGUGUCUUAUGGAUGGACCGGUUGGGGUCAGGUAUACCGAUCACAACUCGGUCUUCCCCGCGGGCAUCAACGUCGGCGCCACCUUCAGUCGGCGGCUGAUGCGGCUGCGCGGGGAGGCACUGGGUGCGGAAUUCAGGGGUAAAGGGGUGGAUGUGAUGCUGGGUCCGGUGGCGGGGCCGCUGGGGAGGGUGCCGCAGGGCGGGAGGAACUGGGAGGGAUUUAGCCCCGACCCGUACCUCGCCGGGGUCGCCAUGGCCGAGACCAUCCGCGGCAUCCAGAGCCGCGGAGUGGUGGCGUGCGCCAAGCACUACAUCCUCAACGAGCAGGAGCACUACCGCGGCAGCGUCGACGUGCGCAUCGACGACCGCACCAUGCACGAGCUGUAUCUGUGGCCGUUUGCCGACGCGGUGCGGGCGGGCGUCGGCUCGGUCAUGUGCUCGUACAACCGGAUCAACGGCACGUACGCGUGCGAGAACGAGUGGACGACCAACCACGUGCUCAAGAACGAACUCGGCUUCCCGGGCUUUGUGGUGUCCGACUGGGCCGCCCAACACACCACGCUCGGGUCGGCGCUCGGCGGGCUGGACAUGGCCAUGCCGGGCGACAGCGGACCGCUGCCGUACCGGUCGUGGUGGGGAGGCGCCCUGACCGAGGCAGUCCUCAAGGAAGAGGUGCCGCAGUGGCGGCUGGACGACAUGGCAGUGCGCAUCAUGGCCGCCCACUUCAAGGUGCGCGCCGCCGCCGACAACUACACGUUCCGCCCGGACAUCAACUUCUCCGCGUGGACCAACCAGUCCCUGGGAUACCUGCACCCUUCCUCCAACAACUCCCUCGCCACCGUCAACGAAUUUGUCAACGUGCAGUCCAACCACGCGGCCCUGGUCCGCGAAAUCGGCGCCAAGUCCAUCGUCCUCCUCAAAAACGCCGCCUCCCUCCUCCCGCUCCGCAGCCCCCCGAGCAUCGCCGUGAUCGGUUCCGACGCGCAAGACCCGCCUAGCGGCAACCCCAACGCCUGCCCGGACCGCGGCUGCCCGCAGGGAAUCGGAAUGGGGACCACAGCAAUGGGCUACGGCUCCGGCACCGCCGAGUACCCUUACCUCAUCUCCCCCGCGUCCGCCCUGCGUGCCUAUGCUGUAUCUCACAACAUCUCCUUCACCAACCCCCCCAGUAGUAGUAACUCCAACUGGGACCUGCCCGCCGCUGUGGAUCUCGCGCGCAACGCGUCCGUGGCCAUCGUCUUUGCCUCGGCCCUGGCGGGGGAGGGGUACAUGACCGUCGACGGCAACGCGGGCGACCGGAAUAACCUGAGUCUCUGGGAGAACGGCGGGGCGCUCAUCCGGGCGGUGGCGGGCGUCAACAGGAAUACUGUUGUUGUACUGCACACCCCGGGCCCGGUACUGGUAAAAGAGAUGGAGGGCAAUCCGAACGUGUCGGCGAUCCUCUGGGCCGGGUACCCCGGGCAGGAAUCCGGGAAUGCGCUGGUCGAUGUGCUCUUUGGGGCGGUCAAUCCGCGCGGGAGGAGUCCCUUUACGUGGGCCGAGACGGAGGCCGAUUAUGGCGUGGGCCUGGCCCUGAUGGAUCAUGUGCCGGUUGGGGAGGACCCGAAUAAUGAGAGGCGGCCGACGCCGGUGCAGAGGUUUGAGGAAGGCGUGUUUGUCGAUUAUCGCUGGUUUCAGACGGGGAGAGGCAGAGUGGUGUAUCCGUUUGGCUAUGGCCUGAGCUACUCCAAGUUCCGAUACGCGGAUCUGAGGGUGGUGCGGAGGGAGGAUGUACCGGGAAAGUACCCGCCUGCUGGGGGGAUGACGGGGCCCGCGCCGACAUAUGGCGUCGUGGAAAGGGGUGACUUGACCAAGUAUACUCCGCCCGCAGCGUUUGAGAGGAUUUCGCCGUAUGUGUAUCCGUGGCUGAACAGCAGCGAGGGGUUUGUUGCUGGUGGCGGCGGCGGCGGCGGCGGGAACAGCAGUCAGUUUCCGGCCGCGGCAACAAACGGUUCGGCACAGCCUGUGCUGCUUGCCUCCGGGGCUCCGGGGGGGAAUCUGGGGCUCUACGAGGUGCUCUACACCAUCACGGCCUCCAUCAAGAAUGAGGGCGAGGUUGCGGGGACUGAGAUACCCCAACUGGUAAGUCCUCGCAUCGCACGAAGCCACGCAGAUAAUAUGUCCAGCUGGGGCGGGGAAGACAACCCCUGGGGCGUUCUCCGCGGGUUUGACGAGGUCGAGCUAGAGCCCGAGGAGACAAAGACUGUCACGUUCGAACUCACACGGAGAGACGUCAGCAACUGGAACACGACCACACAGAACUGGGAGAUCACAGACAGGGAGAAGUUUGUGUUUGUGGGCUCCAAUGUGCGGGAUAUCCACCUGAAUGCAUCGCUGCCCGCGCCCGUCGGGAUGAAGUGGAGGAUUGGCUGA